Messenger RNA from Mycena citricolor, 2240 nucleotides. NCBI's taxonomy places the organism in Eukaryota, Fungi, Basidiomycota, Agaricomycetes, Agaricales, Mycenaceae. The record is from the annotation of a GenBank genome assembly.
GAUCGCCGUUUUUCACUUCGUGACUCCCGGGUCUGGUUCCCAAAGAUCGGCGACCUCGUCAAAUGACUGAACAUCAUGAUACUGACACCCCGAGCCGAUCUUGCUAUCUCACUCCUCCCAGCACGCUCCAUGCGCCAAUCAAGGACGCAUUGCAUGAUCGUUAUUGCUACUAGAAUUGGCCAAUGGAGUGCGUCCCUAGUCUCCCCAAGGCAGACGUUACGCUCAGCACAUUCGUGACUUCUAUGGCCCGAUCAAAGUUUCGAUUACCGAAAGGCCUUUGGCUUGUCAGGUGACCCGAUGGAUUGGCAUUGCGACCCGCCGAGAUUACUAGAUCAAAUUACAAUGCUCGAGUUCCACUUCUGUUCUACUCUCCAGGCCGGCCGUGCAUGCUGGUAGUCACUUUCAACUGCCUAAUGCCGGUCCGACUCGACAUAUAAGAUCAUGUCAUCUACAUCUUCUCUUGUCCGCGUCAUGAAGUCUUCCUGGCGGUGCGAAUACAGCAAAUACCCACCGACUCCGAGGACAUCCGGAAGCCGCAACAGUAUAUUGCAGAGACCUUUGUGCCUAGACAAGGCCGCCGUCUCAAGGAAGAGCAUUUCUGUCUGUAAAAAUAGACAAGCUACGAACGUUGCUUUGCCGUGUGCGGAACACCCAUCAUUGAUUUUUUCAUCUGCCAACUUGUUGUUUGGCCGUCGUUGCGUCCAAUGUGACCUUGCUUCCUUCCAUCACAUGGAGCGCGUCGCCACAAACGGGUUUCGAAGACAUCCACGCGACUCUGAUUUACUGAAAACUAUUUAAAGCUCGGCGGGGACCUGCAGUGGAUGCGGUAAUUGCCCCUCACUUCUAUCACAGCCAUGAAGCAAUCGCUGCGGAGCCUCGUCUCGCUGCUCGCUGCUGCCUCCUCGAUCAGGUCCGCCUCGGCAGCGGUCUCGCAAGCAUUCGCCCCGCCGUCCCCCCGCGGCCCGCUGGUUCAGACUGCCAACUACACCGCGUUUUCGAACUCGACGCUCGAUGAUAAAGUGACCGUGGCAGGCAAGGUGUUCGAUCGCAUUAUGAUCGUGUGGCUUGAGAACACGGACUUUGCUACGGCUGCCGCGACUCCCACCUUCCAGAAGCUCGCGAAAGAGGGGAUCCUGUUCACCGAUUACAACUCCGUGACGCAUCCCUCCCAGCCCAAUUACAUCGCCUCCAUGGGCGGCGACUUCUUCGGCGCCGGCGAUGACACCUUCGUGCACAUCCCGUCCAACAUCACGACCGUGAUUGAUCUGCUCGAGGAGAAGGGCGUUUCGUGGGCCGCGUAUCAGGAGAGCAUCCCGACGGACGGCUUCUUCGGCUACAGCUACACGGCCCCGGACUACCUGGGCAAGGGUCUCAGCCCGUACACGUACUACAUGCGCAAGCACAAUCCGCCUAUGAUCUACGACGCGGUCGCCGGCGAUGCCGAGCGCGUCAAGCGCAUUCGGUCCUUCAACGACUUUGCGAAUGAUGCGGUGAACGGAACACUCCCUCAGUGGAUGUUCGUCACGCCGAAUAUGGUCAACGAUGCGCACGACACGACGAUCGACUUUGCGGCUGAGUUCCUGGACUACUGGCUUGUUCCUUUGCUGUCUGACACGCGGGUCAACGGCGACCGGACUCUGAUUCUGCUCACUUUCGACGAGACGGAGACGUACAGCGAGCAGAACACGGUCUACACCGUCGCCUUGGGCUCGGCGAUCCCGGCGAAGCUGAAGGGCACCAAGGAUGCCACCCUGUACACGCACUACUCGCUCAUCUCAACUGUCCAAGCGAACUGGGAUCUGCAGUCUCUCGGCCGGCAGGACACGAACAAGACUGUGGCCAACGUGUUCGAUUUCGUCGCACAGGAAAUCGGAUACACCAACACCAAAACCAGCCACGUGCCGCACUUCAACCUGACCGGAAUCUUCAACGGGCCAUUGAACCCGUACCAGUUCCAGAACUUCCCCGCGCCCAAUGUGUCGGCCGUGGGCGUCAGCGGCCGCCCCGUCCUCCUCCGCCCCGGGCUGGACACCAAGUUGACCGUCGACAAGCUCCCUGCUCCCGUCAACCUGCAUGCGAAGAACCGCGCGAGCCCGUACCAGAUGAACGUCGCGACGACCAGUCUGAAGAACAUCAUCCCGUGCACCAAUGCCGCUUGCUCGUGAUUGGAUUGGAUAGUGCUGUAGACAUUUGUUGUAAUCUUUGGCAGAAAUGCGAAUCUGAACGCUAUUGUGAAAUGG